AUGAACAGAUCUACUGUCCCUUUAUUGAUCAAUGGUAUUGAAGAAAUCAAUUCGGAAGACCUUAUAUAUGAAGUUGAAAGUCCAUUCGAAGGUAGCAAGUAUUUAUAUAAAGCCCAAGGAGUAUCAACUGAGGAAAUUAAGAGCAUAACGGAGAAUUCUUUUAAGGCUUUUAAAAUCUGGAAAGCCACUUCAUUCGAUGAGAAAAGAAAAGUUCUAGAGAAAGUUGCUUCAUUAUUGGAAAAUAGAAGAGGGUAUUUUAUAGAUAUUCUUAAAGAAAUGGGCUUAACUCUCUCGUUUGCCAAUUUUAAUGUUGAAACUAGUAUAGGCAUCUUAAAAGAAUGCGCAGCUAGUGUUUCAAAGCCUUUGGGAGCAAUUCCUCGGACAAGUCAUGAACAAACUUAUACCAUGAUAAUAAAUGAGCCCGUAGGUCCCAUUUUAAGUAUUGCACCCUGGAAUGCACCCAUAAUUUUAUGUCUCCGUGCAAUUGCUGGACCGGUGGCUGCAGGUUGCAGUGUCAUCUUAAAAACUUCCGAGCAAUCCCCACUAGUCCAUUUCGAAUUGUCUAAAUUAUUUAUUGAUGCAGGCGCACCGCCAGGUUUGGUUAAUUCAAUCAAUCAUAGCCAAAGAGAUGCUUCAGAAGUAACAACAGCGCUUAUUAACUCACCCAAUAUAAGAAAAAUUACCUUUACUGGAUCUUCACAAGUGGGCAAGAUUAUAUCUACUAUGGCGGCUAAGGCUUUGAAACCUGUACUUUUAGAGCUAGGAGGAAAAUCGGCUGCUAUUGUAACAAAGUCAGCAGAUAUAGAGCGAGCAGCAGAGGAAAUACUUACUGGCGCUUUUGCUCAUAAUGGUCAAAUAUGCAUGAGUACUGAAAGAGUGUAUGUUGUCAAUGAAAUAUACGACAAAUUCAUGGGUGCAAUUUCAAAACGUUUCGAUGAUUUCACUUCUACGCAAAAGAAAUUACCUCAAAGAUCUUUAAAUCAAGCUAAAAAAAUUGAAUCAUUGUUAAGAAAUGCUAUCGACAAUGAUACAAAAAUAUUAUGUGGUAGAAUUUUUAGACAUGAUGCGUACAUCGAGCCUAUAAUAAUUGGAGACGUUUCAGAAGAAGUAGACAUUUAUGACAAUGAAACUUUUGGACCUGUGUUUUACAUAAAUAAGGUUUCUGAUGUGUCUGACGCAAUCAAAAAGGUUAAUUCAAGUAGAUAUGGUCUUUCUAGUGCUAUUUGGUGUAGUGAUGUACUCCAGGGUCUAGAGAUUGCUCGUGAUAUUGAGUCGGGAGCCGUCCAUAUAAAUGGUAAAACUGUCCAUGAUGAAUCUACCUUGCCUCAUGGAGGAGUUAAAGAGAGUGGUUUUGGGCGGUUCAAUAGUUCAUGGGGAUUACAAGAAUUUCAAUACACAAAGGUAAUCACUUUAGCUAAAUAA
This is a messenger RNA of Debaryomyces tyrocola, 1422 nucleotides long. Lineage: Eukaryota; Fungi; Ascomycota; Pichiomycetes; Serinales; Debaryomycetaceae. The record is from the annotation of a GenBank genome assembly.